This is a messenger RNA of Saccoglossus kowalevskii, 498 nucleotides long. RefSeq names its product salivary glue protein Sgs-4-like. The record is from RefSeq and is a predicted model, not a curated record. Lineage: Eukaryota; Metazoa; Hemichordata; Enteropneusta; Harrimaniidae.
AUGCCUACUUGCGACGAAGCUGUGGAAUCUUGCGACGAAGCAGUGCCCUCUUGCGACAAAGCAGUGGCAUCUUGCGACGAAGCAGUGCCCUCUUGCGACGAAGCAGUGCCCUCUUGCGACAAAGCAGUGCCCACUUGCCACGAAGCAGUGCCCACUUGCUACGAAGCAGUGCCCACUUGCGGCGAAGCUGUGGAAUCAUGCGACGAAGCAGUGCCCUCUUGCGACAAAGCAGUGGCAUCUUGCGACGAAGUAGUGCCCUCUUGCGACAAAGCAGUGCCCUCUUGCGACAAAGCAGUGCCCUCUUGCGACAAAGCAGUGGCAUCUUGCGACGAAGCAGUGCCCUCUUGCGACAAAGCAGUGCCCACUUGCUACGAAGCAGUGCUCACUUGCUACGAAGCAGUGCCCUCUUGCGACGAAGCAGUGCCCUCUUGCGACAAAGCAGUGCCCUCUUGCGACGAAGCAGUGCCCUCUUGCGACGAAGCAGUGCCAUCUCAUUAG